CGUCACACUGCUAAGCAACACACAACAACAAUAUCCGCAUUCAUUCAUUCAUGCACAUCUGAUUUCACACUGCUCUGGACAUUCUCUUUGUAAACUCGUCUAAAUCAAGUUGUAAUACCGGGUCGAGAGUCUUGUGUUUUUCUUUCUUCAAAAUAUUACUGCUCCUUGCCUAAGAACCAUCUAAACAUGGCUGUUGCCGUAGCACAAGAACCCAAGGGAAUGACCAGGCCUAAACGCUGGUCAGAGGAAGUAGAAGAGAACUACAGAUUCCAGCUGGCUGGAUACAGAGAUGCUGUUGAAUAUACUUCUAUUAAAAAAGAUGAGCCCAACCGAUGGCCCGAGACAGGUUAUGUGAAGAAGCUGCAGAGGAAAGAUGGUCUCUACUACUACUACAAUAGGAGCAGGGAAUGUGAAGAUAAAGACGUACACAGGACCAAGAUGUACACGUAUUAGAUAUUUAUUUAAGCUUGUAUAGAUUUCCAUUUAGUUCAUUUUCUGAUUAAAUGCAUUUUUUAUUGGGAGAAUGACGAGAAGAGAAUAUAUUACUUGUUACAAACUUUUUUUUCCUUUACGAUACUCCUAAUUUGUGUUUCAUGUUAAAGUAACUACUAAACUUUAGGAUCUGUUAAUUAUAUUUAUUGUUAUGGUCCUUUUAAAGUCUGUUUCUGCUUGUAUUAUGUACUGUAUUUCUUAUAGUUUUACAUUUUUCUUUUCUUGUAAAAAAUUUGUUCAUUCCAUUUAAAUUAAUAAUUUCCUGUGUUUUUUCCCCCCUUAAAGUUCAUGUUUUUUUGUUAUUGAGUGUCAACACAUGUAUGUUUUUCUAUUGACUGCUGUUCAUCAGAUCACAAGUCACACAUAGGUUUGCAUCAUCUCUAUUGAUCUUGCCACUGAAAUAUGAUUAGUGAUAUAUGAGAUAUGUUUUCAAUACCAAUGAAAAACAUGGCCUUUGUAAAUAGAAAAUUACUCCCAUCCCUUAAAUGUUGUAAAUAAUAGAAUUGUUAUAAAUAGAUAAUGAAGGGAGUCGUAUGGAAGUAUGAAAAUACCGUGUUCAAUUAGGACAAAUUUGUAUGUGUAGAUGAAGUGUUUGUUGUAAGUCAUUGUUGGAAGUACAUGUUAUUUACUUCACUCUGAUUUAUUUAUACCAAAGUGUUUUGAUAUCUAGCUGGUACUAGAAAUUGUCAUUGUAAUUUGGUAUGAACCUAGAGGUCAACCAAUGCCCUGGAGAAAUUUGUAUACACUAUUAGUGCAAGAAGCCUUUGUCAUUCUCCUUUUCCCAGAAGAAAAGAGUGGAUCUGGUAGGUUUUUUAAAUAAUUUGUUGGAGUCUUCAAUUUACCAAGUGUAGUGGAUUUGGCACAUUUUUGAAAAUGUAUUUUGGAAGAGAGGUUUGAUUUCUAAUGUCAUGAGUUUUGAUAUGGAGACAUUUUAUCUAUAUACACAAUUGACAUAAUAUAAAUUGUGCAUUGUAACCCAUCAUAUCAUGCUUCUUACCUCUAUCUGAAUAAGAAAUGUUGAAUAAUCUGUUGUAACUAGGGCACUGGGGUUAAGUAAAAUUUGCCUCUAGGAGUCUAGGGUUACAUUUCAGGAUUAUUAGCAUACUAAUGUAUCCUCAAAUAUUUUGUUUAUAAUAUGUAUGAGGCUCCUGCUAUGGCCACAUAAAAAAAAUAAAAGCACAAGUUGAAAACUGA
This is a messenger RNA of Strongylocentrotus purpuratus (purple sea urchin), 1686 nucleotides long. RefSeq names its product meiosis expressed gene 1 protein homolog. Gene Ontology annotation, cellular component: nucleus. The record is from RefSeq and is a predicted model, not a curated record. Bases 187 to 453 code for a protein of 88 amino acids. The transcript has 3 exons. Lineage: Eukaryota; Metazoa; Echinodermata; Echinoidea; Camarodonta; Strongylocentrotidae.